This is a messenger RNA of Morchella importuna, 1575 nucleotides long. RefSeq lists its product as uncharacterized. Lineage: Eukaryota; Fungi; Ascomycota; Pezizomycetes; Pezizales; Morchellaceae. The transcript has a single exon. Gene Ontology annotation, biological process: RNA processing. Gene Ontology annotation, molecular function: RNA ligase (ATP) activity. The coding region runs from base 1 to 1575 and encodes 524 amino acids. The record is from RefSeq and is a predicted model, not a curated record.
AUGCCAGCCACACGCCUCACCCUGAUUGCCAACGCCUCCCAAACAAACCGCUGUCCCCUUCUCCUCCCCUCCUCCGACUCCGACAUCCUCACAGCCGUCUUCACCACCUCAAAGGCCAAACUCCGCAUCAAGAAGCCCGCACGGGUAUUCCUGCGCGGCGGCCACGAGCUCUUCACAUCAGACGACAUCCAGCAAUACCUCAAAGACGACCUCGUCCUCCUCAUCUCCGCCGGCGAAGCGUACGUCGGCAACACCAAAGCACCCCCCAGCACCACCUGCACAGUGCACACCAUCACCUCCCAGCUCGCCCUCGACCCCGUCUCCCUCUCGCAGCUAGCCGAGUGCGCAAAGCUCCCCGGCAUCAUCUCCGCCGUCGGCCUGCCAGACCUGCACCCCGGCACGCGCUUCCCAAUCGGCUGCACCUUCGUCUCAGACGGCUACAUCCACCCGCCGCUCAUCGGCGGCGACAUCGGCUGCGGGAUGAGCUGGUACCGCACGACGCUCAAGGCGGACAAACUCUGGGACGCGGCCGGGGUGAAGAAAGUCGCCGGCAACCUCGUCGGCCUCGAGGGCGAGUGGCUGGGCCCCGCCGAGCGCGAAGCAUGGCUAAGCUGCGGCACCACCGACGGCAAGUCGCUGAGCGUGGGCGCGGACUGGGACCGGUACCUGGGCACCAUCGGGUCCGGGAACCACUUUGCGGAGCUGCAGGUCGUGGAGGACAUCCUUCCCUACACCUACAACGACGGCACGGGGCAGGUGUACACGCCGCCGUUUGCGCCCGACGAGGUGAUCCUGCUGGUGCACUCCGGCUCGCGCGGGUAUGGACAGCAUGUCCUGUCGCAGUUCUACAACUCGUCCUCGACCGAGGCGGACAUCUCCAUCCCCGCCACGGACCCAAAGGCACUCUCCUACCUCACCCUCCACGACGCCGCCUGCGCCUGGGCACAGCGCUCCCGCGACCUCAUCGCACUACGCUUCCUCUGCUGCCUCGAGUCCUCGCUGUGGGACAGCCCUGAAGCCAACAUCCCCGCCUACCACGCCGCAAUCCAGGAGCGCAAGGCAAUGGACAUCCACCACAACAACGUCACACUCACCCCCUGGCCGCCCGCCGCCCCCGACACGACCAAAGCCAUCUACAUCCACCGCAAAGGCGCCGCGCCCUCCACCCCCUCGACUCCAUUCCUCCCACUGCCCGGAUCCCGGGGCACACCCACUCUCAUCCUCCGCCCGCUGUUCAGCGAGGCGACGGGCCACGGGGCACAGAACGCGCUCUCGCUCGCACAUGGCGCGGGGAGGGUCAUGUCGCGAUCAAAGGCGCGGGUGGGGAUUGCGCGUAAGUAUAACGGCGACACGGAGGUGAUGACGAACAUGAAGCCGUUUUCGCGCAGCGGGAAGGGGCGCGUGGUGGAGGGGGCGGGGUGGGUGGUGUGUGAUGAUAAGGAGCUGGUGUGGGAGGAGGCGCCGGAGGCGUAUAAGGAUGUGGAGGUUGUGGGCGAGGAGAUGGUGAGGUGUGGGGUUGCGGCGGUGGUGGGGAGGGUGGUGCCGAGGGUUACAUAUAAGGUUAGGAGGGAGUAG